Bufo gargarizans (Asiatic toad) is the source of this 7860-nucleotide messenger RNA. It is a transcript of the gene ASXL2, whose product is annotated as ASXL transcriptional regulator 2. The transcript has 11 exons. Gene Ontology annotation, biological process: animal organ morphogenesis; positive regulation of transcription by RNA polymerase II. Gene Ontology annotation, molecular function: peroxisome proliferator activated receptor binding; DNA binding; chromatin binding. The record is from RefSeq and is a predicted model, not a curated record. Lineage: Eukaryota; Metazoa; Chordata; Amphibia; Anura; Bufonidae. Gene Ontology annotation, cellular component: PR-DUB complex. The coding region runs from base 88 to 3924 and encodes 1278 amino acids.
AUGACCUCUCAGUACAGUAGCGGCCCCAACAACAUGGCAGCUGUGGGCAAAUAACCGCGGAACGACCCGGGGAGAACCGGACACAGCAUGAGGGACGCGGCGCGGAGGAAGAGGAGGAGGAGGCGGCGGAAGAAGAAAGGCAGGACGUGGGCUGAGGCCGCCAGGACGGUACUGGAGAAAUACCACAACACACCCAUGAGCCAUAAAGAGAUCCUGCAGGUGAUCCAGCGAGAGGGGCUGAAAGAGAUCAGCGGCACGUCGCCCCUGGCCUGCCUGAAUGCCAUGCUGCACACUAACUCCCGUGGUGAUGAGGGCAUGUUCUACAAGGUCCCGGGCAGGAUGGGAGUCUACACGCUGAAGAAGGACGUGGCGGACAUGGUGAAGGAUCUCUCGGACUGCUCAGAAGACAGCAAUGAAGCUCAGUCCGAUUCUCAGAGCUCAGAGAGCAGCUGCUCGACCAGCAGCACCAGCGCGAUCAGUAACAAGGAGCCGAGGAGGAGCUGCUGGAAGAGGAAAGUUACAUCUCGACUCUCCCAGCCAUCAUCCCCCCCGUCGAGCUGUCCAUCUCCCCCCAUCCCUGCCGGUAAAGUCAUCUCUCCAUCUCAGAAGCUCAGCAAGAAGGCGCUGAAACAGGCUCUGAAGCAGCAGAAGAAGCAGCAGCAGCGGCGGCGAUCUGGGAUCCCUGUUCCGACUGGACAGCACCUCAUGCUAAAGACUGUGAAAACUGCCAGCAACGUUGCCCCGUCUAAACCACCAGCCGCUCACAGACACUUGAAAAGGACCAAAGGUGCUGAGAUCGAUGUUGAGACGCCGGAUUCGAUCCUGGUGAACACGAACCUGCGGGCGCUGAUUAAUAAGCACACCUUCUCGCUGCUCCCGGUGGACGGCCAGCAAAGGCUUCUGCUGCUCUUACCUGAGGUGGACCGUCCGGCCGGACCGGACGGACUCCUCAAACUGAACAGUUCAGCUCUGAAUAACGAGUUUUUUACGUCAGCCUCUCAGAGCUGGAAGGAGCGUCUGUCAGAAGGUGAGUUCACACCUGAGAUGCAGCUGAGGAUUCGUCAGGAGAUUGAGAAGGAGAAGAAGGUGGAGUCCUGGAAGGAGCAGUUUUAUGAGAGUUACUAUGGGGAAAAUUCGGGUCUUAGUGAAGAGGACCUGAGCAAAAUGACCGCAGAAGAGGAGGCCGAGGACAAGGUCUCUCCACCCAUAGUACACAAUACAAUGGAUCCUGCUCAGGACACCUCAAGCAGUCCCUCUGUCGAGCAGCAGCACCCUGUGAAGACUGAAGAUGAUCAGGACAAUCAUGAGAUCCCCAAGGUUACAGAAGCCAUAAAAGAACCGGAGACAAGGAAUGUGGCUGUUAUUGAUAAGACCACAAUUGAGGAUGAAAACCAAGAAGUCAAGGAGGAAACAGAAACCACUAAUGAUGAGUCCAAAGACAAGGAGCCCAAGAGCCAUACUUGCACGACCCCGGUCAAACCAAAGAGCCCGACCCAAGUAGAAUCACUGAGAACAAUGGCAAGUGAAGACGACUUUCCUGAAAGCUCACCAGAAAAGUCUGAAGCGACCACCCCUAGCCUCGGCACCAAGAGACGUCUGGAGGUCGGUGAGGAUCCUCCGGCUGCUCCUGAGAAAAGUCCACGUAUGAUGGAACUCAGCCGGUCCCCACAGUCAUUUCGUGCCUUAUGUAAACCUCCUACCGAAACGCAGCAGCACACACCGGAACAGAAGGUGCCACCGCUCAAGAUUCCCGUGGCGUGGCUCUCUCCAAAGCCAUUUCGCAGCUGCCAGGUCUCUCCCAGGCCCACGUUUCCAACCACCGGUACCAGUCCUAGCCGAACAGGAGCCCGCACACUUGCCGACAUCAAGGCGAAGGCUCGCUUGGCCCGUGCGGCGAGAGCGGCGGCUGUUGCAGCCCAUGGAGGUUCCAUCCCUGGACCUGGACCUGGAGGGGGCCCAGCAGGUGGACCUACAGGGGAGAUCGGGAGCAGAAUACUGGACUUGGGAAAUACUGGAAGCAGGAGAAGUGAAAGGGGAACUUCACCCUCUAAACCAGAUAACCAAAAUCAAAGGGAGGUCACGAAACCAGUACAGGCAUCACCUGACAGUUCAACAAGAACACAGUUACUGCAAAAACCCUGUGUACAACCCGGAUUCACAGAUGCUUACCAUCAACUCCGCCCCAGUGAAAGUAAAAGGCAUGUCACCCAAAUCACCGAAAGAGGCAACUCAAGAAGACUGACUCAGGAACCAAUAACAUCUGAUAACUCCAUGCAGUCUUCUGAGAUUCUGAAGGCCUCAGCCAGUGGAAGCUCAUUUAAGAUUGGCAGGGUUUUAUCUCUCGAAAGCACAGGCGUUCCAUCAGUGCAAAGCACAAAGAGAGCACAAAAUGAGGAGGAAAGCAAACAAAUAACUGCUACACCACCUUUUUCAUCAGCAAAGAUGGUUUCAUGUCACCCACAACCAGAAACCUGUUUCAUAAAGUCAAGGACAUCUGCCAUAGCCCAUGGGAUUGACAAGGUACCAUCCACCCAAACGCACGACCUGAGCGCGAAGCCAUUACGAUUGGGGAGUGGGCAGCAUACCAAGUCAAGUUCCAGCAUUCCAGCAAAUAAUCCACUUGUUACACAACUUCUUCAAGGAAAGAAUGUCCCACUAGAGCAAAUCAUGCCCCGACCUCUCAAAAAAGUGGAAACGAGGACCGUUCCAUUGUCAUCUGUUGAAAGACCACAAGGGGCAAUACAAGGAUUGGAAACUUUUGGAAGGGAAGAGGGAGAACGACCCUCAAGUAUAGCUGCUCAACAACUAGAAAGAUUUUUAUGCCACAACCGCCAGCAUCCUUCAGGUCAAAGGAUAUGGCAACUUUUUUCAGGAAAAGACUUGACCAGUUCUAGUAACAAUCCAACGCAAGGUCCUGAGGAGCAUGUCACAAGCCAGGAGCAGGUGUUACAGACCUUGAUCAAGAAGGUUUGGCAAGAGAACACCAAUUCAUCUGAAUUAAAUUCGGACCCUUUUGUUUCUGAGAGAGAAAACAUUUCUCAGAGAUUCAUGCUCGGUUUUCUCGGAAGAAGGACAUCCAAGCCAGCUAUGUCUGGCCAUUAUCUGCUCAACAUCUCAACAUACGGUAGGGUCCCAGAGGUGUGCAGACAAGCUCCUUCAGACAACAUGGUCGAUACUUCUUUGAAUGAGGCUGAGCAUUUGGUUAGUAAAGGGAGUAAAACUGAGCUGAUUACAGAGAGUGGAGAAGAAGACACCGAGACUGAUAACCAUCGCUCUCCAUCUAAAUCUCAAGGUAUCUCCUCCCCGAAAUCCGAAGCUCAGAAGACGACAAGAAAUGAAUUCCUUCCAACAUUUGAUGUGAAGGAGAGUGUUCAAAUCGUCACAAAAGGCAACAUUUACAGCGAGUCAGAUAUAGCUCGAGAUUUGAUCCAAGCUGCCCAGGCCCAAAUUUCCAAUGUUUUGGGGGUCAGGUUGAAACAUAAUGCCUCGGACAUGUUCGGAAUCCAUGCUUCAUCCACUUCACCCCAUCCAGAGUUACUGCCAUCGUCAAGGACUUGUGGGAAUCCUGCUGGUCUACUUGGAUCUGGCUACGGUGGUAGGAUCAACAUCUCUACAUCACCCGAGGUCCUAAAUAGGUCCUCCAUCCCCAUAAGUGGAAAUUUCAGUCCAGCCAAUACAGACAAUGUUGUGUCCUUCUCCGUGACUGUGACGACGAUCCCUUCCAGUCAGAGUGUUGGCUCUGGCGGUUGCGAACAACCCAUCUCAGUCCAGGCUUACACUGACGAUGGCAGUAUGGAAAUGUCUCCUUCCAACUGCUACUGUCGACUGAAAGCGAUGAUCAUGUGUAAGGGCUGUGGUGCAUUCUGCCACGAUGAUUGCAUUGGCCCCUCUAAGCUCUGUGUCUCCUGCCUUGUGGUACGGUGACCUCCUUCCCCCAGUUGUUUUCUGGGUGACAGCCAUCUCCAAUAAGCAAGGAUCUGUAGUUUACCUUAUGAUGUAAACCCUUGCAGUGGGUCAUACUCGGGCUAGGAUAGCCUUUUAGAUAUUUUUAAUGAUGAUCUCAUCAGGUACUUUGUAGGGUUCUCGUCAACCCUAAGUAAUCAUGACAUAAGUUUGCACUUAACGCUGUAAAUAAUACACGAGUGUCCUAUAUAUUUUUUUUCUUACAAAUUUUAAAACAGGUUUCCAAAGACUGAAGCAAUAUGUCCUUGGUCAGUUUCCCAGUAUUUUACACUUCCUUCUUCUGGUGUAUGCACUAUGGGAGUUAUGGGAUCCCCGACUCAAGCAAUAAUUUUGAACUACCUAAAAUUAGUGCCCAACAGGUACCCCGCAUGGAAUCUAGCUGUCAGAUAUUACCGACAAGGGCUUAGCUUUUGGUUAACAAGACUAUCCUAUAUUGUAGGUUCCUGCGUGAGUAGGAAUAUCUCAUGGUAGUGACCUCCUGGGCCUGUUCUACAUAGAGGUGCAAUGUAUAUAUUGGGUGACCAAGAUCAGCCUGACUACCAUGUUCUGUGUGACGGUGCACGCUUUAUUUAGGGUGUUCAACAGGACCAUCUAGAGAGGAAUAUUGCUGAUCCUGGAGCUUCUAGCUAUCUUGGUCCAGAUGGCACUUUGGUUAAUAGAUAAGCACUUACAACUUCAGUCGUGCUCAGCACCGGGCACGAUUGAUAUUAUUUCAAGCCUUCGAUUGAUAGUCAUGGACAACACUGUGAUUGUUUUGCUCCCUCGUCAACAUAAGCUUUGUAUGUGAUGACAAGCCAUAGUCCCUUUUGGCUCAUCCUAGAGGCCUCAAGGGCUUCAGCCUGCUAAAUGAGGCCUUCAAUACAGGAGGCUAAGAGAAAAAUCCCAGUGACCCCCUCCAAGUCUUUCUAUAUGGCCUCCAACUGUAGUGUGUAACAUAACCCAUGGAUUUCCACCAGCCACCCCCCUUAUUUCUCAAUUUCAUGUACAGUACUUAACAUAGUCUUAGCAGAUUUUACUCGCCGUUUCAAUAACACUAAAUCCAUAUAAAUCUAAAGAUGCAUUUAUGAACAGAUCUUCUUUCAGUCUGAUAUCCCUGUGACUAGAACGUAGAGAGCGUUUACAUUGUGUUAUUAAAUCAUAGCUUCAUUUUAGAGAAAAUAGUGCUGGUUUCCAGUUAAGUCUCAGGCUGCACGGUCUUACAUCUCCCAACCUCCCUCCCCAGUUCAGAGUCUGACAGUCCCAUACAUAGAAGUUGGGUACCCCUAGUAAAAAUGGGUACAUGUUCACGUCACACCCCUAAGCCAGCGGCGUGUGUUUUCUUUGAGUAUACAUAGGCAGUGUGGCCCCUGAAUCUGUUCCUUCCUCCGUUGUGGGCCUGUUGGAGAGCAAAUACUCUGCGCAAGUUUACAAUACCUUGACCUACAAUAUGCUGCACCUCUGAUCUCAGCAUAGGCUGCAAGGAAGACAUCAAUCAGCACAGUGGUGUAACUCAAGCAAAUAAUUUGGAAGACCGCUAAGCUCCUCUAUACCACCAACACCUAAAGUACUUGUAUUAUAAGUGGUACUGCAAUUGAGGGACAGUAAUGGGGUUCCAUCUCACCCCUUAAUCUCUUUCCAAGUUUGCUAUUGUCGUCUUCAGUAGCUCACCACUAUACCACCAUCUGAAGUAUUUGUAUAAUAUGUAUGGAUAGUGCUGUAAUUGAGGAACAGUAAUGGGGUCCCGUCUUGCCCCUUAAUCUCUAAGUUUGCUCUUGGGGUCCACAGACCAAGUGUCAUAUGAUUCUGGGAGCUGUUAAGUGUCAGACUGAGCACAAAGAAUUUUUUUUCCCACUCAUAACAUUGUUCAGGGAGCUUAGAUGAAAGUACUGGACCUAUGAGCCUAUUAAUUCUUAAGUUACUGACUUUGUAAACAGUUAGUAAAGAACCAGUCCACCUGGAUUUUAGAAUAUGUUGGGCGUUACUGGUCAGUUUCUACUGCUCAAGGCACAUGGGCUGUGGAAUGUUGUCGGCCAUCUCUAGGGAAUUAUUGAGUCCUUGAUGAAACGUUAAUUUGAGAUCAUAAUCUGACCAUGCUCCAAGCGGUUUCUGUCAAAACAUUUCUGAAACAGGCGUUACAUAGGUAAUUUUCACCACUGUAAAAUUAAUCACGGAAAAAACUUUUUGCACUUUAGAUUUUUCUUCAAGAAUAUGUUUCAUUGUAUAGUUCACCUCCGAGGGUCACGGUAUCCAUAACAAUACAUUAAUGAAGCAGGGUCAACUGAAGACUUAAAACAUCUCAUCAUCUCGGACCUUUACUGGUGACGUUACCAGCGCCGCAGUAAUCCCACCCUUAUUAUGGGGUGAUGGUGACUAAGUUCUAGAUCUGCCCAUUGUUGAAACAUUCUACAUGCUGCUACAUGUCUCUGUGUGGACUUACACAAUCCGGCUAGAUGCCCCACAAGAAUAUUUCCUAGUACAAUAUGGGAUGAGCAGUGCAGGUUUCUCCUAAUGAAGUGAUAGGGCUCAUGUAAACUGCCAUGUUCUGGUACGAGCACUUGUAGUGAUCAGUGGACCCAUAACGUGCCUCGAUGCCUCACAUUUCUUAGGUAGUUUUUUUUUCGAUAUGGCAACUUAUGGCAUGUACCAUUGCAUACUGUAUUAUGGAGGCAUUUCAAAGCAUUGCAUUAUGGUGACAUACAGAGGCAUCAUAUUGUGACCCACCUGGUGCCUACAACUGUUCAGAUGCCAUUGGGACUCCAUGUGGGAUUUGCAUGAGACCUUUUGCUUAGCAAUGUUGAAUAGCUACAGGUGACUCAGAGGAGAACGUGGUGCCACCUCCUACUGGAAUCUACACCACCAUCUAUUAAAAGAACAUACUUUAUACUUUUUAUUUUGGAUUACAGAUGCGUCCAAUAGUAGAAAAAGUAUACUUAGUAAUGCAGACAGAUUGAUGAUUGCCAUGUAUCGUCCAUGGCGAGGUAGUUGCUGGUGGUGAAUUAUUGACCUUCUUCUGCAUUAAGGCAUAGAGAAUUUGGAUAUAUUCAUUUGACUGUACCGCUAGUCCUUCUAGCCCGAAACUGGAGAGGUUCCUGUUGGUAGAAAGCAUUAAAACCUUCGAUGAGAUCUGGUAAAGUCUUUGGGAAUAGUUGGAAAUAUCAUGUCAACACUGAGCAACGUCAACCUGCGCCAUCGUGACCACUUGCCCUCUUAUUUGUGGAGAUGAUACUCAGGGUUAACGUUCAUUGAUGGGUUAGACCACCCAUUGACACAUACCGGCUCCGGGGUGGAACUCCGGGGGGCAUCGGCUCUGCUUACAGCAGACGGGAUUGAGGCAAACCCCCCAAUUCUUCAAUGGUUCUUGGUAAUCCAGACUUUUAUAUUCGCACUAUGUAUAUGGAUAAAAAAAUGAAUUAAGCAUAUGAUAAUAUAUUUGAAGUAAUAUAUAUAUAUAUAUAUAUAUAUACACGUAUAUGAGAGAGUCUAGAGUUUAUAUACAGGCUAUUGAGUACGCUAUUAACGAGGUGAAGACAAUGAGUUUAUAAAGAAGAAAAAAUAUUUUACUCAACUGCAAUAAGAUUUGCAUUUGUCAGGGAAGAUCUGGCCCGCUGUGAUUUUUUUAGUAUUUUUUUUCUUGUGAAUGUUUUUAAAUCAACGUUUUCUGAAUAAAGGGACUGUUAUAAUCGGACCAUAGGGUAUGUACAGUGCAGGGACAGCAAGGAAAUCCUUUAUAGAAAAAAAAAUCCUAUUUUUCCAGACUGUAAGAAGAAAAAUCAUAUUAUGUAAAAAAUAAAACAAAAUCAUUGUAAGGCUGUGGAGAGUCCUGUACAUUGACGUUUAUGGAAAUUUAUACUCUUGGUAUAUUCUUUAUUUUAGAAGUUAUUUGUAAGCAAUUGCAAAAUAAAAGAGUUUAACUUGUGA